Messenger RNA from Schizosaccharomyces osmophilus, 711 nucleotides. RefSeq names its product protein-S isoprenylcysteine O-methyltransferase Mam4 (gene mam4). Gene Ontology annotation, molecular function: protein C-terminal S-isoprenylcysteine carboxyl O-methyltransferase activity. Bases 1 to 711 code for a protein of 236 amino acids. Lineage: Eukaryota; Fungi; Ascomycota; Schizosaccharomycetes; Schizosaccharomycetales; Schizosaccharomycetaceae. Gene Ontology annotation, biological process: C-terminal protein methylation. The record is from RefSeq and is a predicted model, not a curated record. Gene Ontology annotation, cellular component: endoplasmic reticulum; membrane. The transcript has a single exon.
AUGCCAAACAUUCAUACAUCAGAUCAAGUAGCCUUAAUAAGUGCUACAAGUUCCCUUUUAGGACUGGUCAUUGGAUCUGGGUGCAUUUUGAGUAUACUGACGAAAUCAAGAGUCAGUGCUUUUGUUGCAGUGUUGGGAAUCUUUCAUGAACUAGAAUUCUAUAUUACAGCUCAGUUUCAGGGCCCUCAGUUGUCUUGGGAUUCUUUUGUUUUAAACAAUGGGGCAGCAUAUUGGAUUGCUAUGUCCAUUGGUGUAUUAGAAUACUACUUUACUAAUGGGUCGAGUAUUUCAAAAAUCUUGUCUUGGCUUCAUUUGCCUUCGUGCGCCCUGUCGUGGAUUCCUUGGGUAUACACAAGUUUAGCAAUUAUAUUGGUUACUUCGGGACAAUUACUUCGAUCAUACGCUAUGGUACACGCUGGUAAAUCAUUCUCUCAUCACAUUGCUAGUGAAAAAAGACAGGAGCAUAGUCUUGUUAAGUCUGGUGUUUAUCAUUAUGUUCGCCAUCCUUCAUAUGUUGGAUUUUUCGUUUGGGCAAUAGGAACGCAACUCCUUUUGAAGAAUUUCUUUUCCUUGGUAGCUUUCGGUGCCGUCCUUUGGGAUUUCUUUAGCAAGCGAAUUACUGGAGAAGAGAUGUACUUGGUCAAAUUUUUUGGUGAAGAAUAUAAAGAUUAUCGGAGAAAAACACCAUCUGGGAUUCCUUUUAUUCCUUAA